AUGGGUCAUUUUUGCAUACUUGAAAACAUGUGGUGUUCCCUGAUAAUUUUAGCAAUACUUGAGUGAAGAAGUAUGAGAUAGUUGAUGUACAAUAAACUCAAUAUCCAAUCAAGACAUGCCACUUGUCAUUUUUUUUUUGACAAACCUACAACAAUAUCCCUCUUUGCCUCCGUCUCCUAUCCUUCUCUUCCAACAAUACGCGAAGAAGAAUACCAUCUCCCUUCGUCGAUUCAUCGUGCCACUUCUUCUUCAAAUACGAAAUGGAUCCCCCACCUCCCUCCCAACAGCAUCUCCGCUCUAAAGAAAAUGAUAGCGAAAAUAACCCCCAAAUGUUUUCUUCCAAUCCUAUCCAAUGGCCAACUGAAUUCCCUUUCGCCUCGCCCUCAAUGCAUCCCGCUCAAGCAGCAGCGUUUGCACAAUUCUAUCAACAACAAUUUCUCACACAUCAUAAUCCUUUCAAUAACUUCUUAGGAGGUGUUUCCAACACCGAAUACCAACCAGUAGAUCCUCAUUCCUCCUCGUGCCCCAACACACAUACUAAUACAGUAGUUAACCAUUCAUACUCUGAAGCCCAACCCCCUUCAACUCAAAAUACUUCACGUUCCACACAAGCUACAAACCGAAAAUCCCCAAACUGGAAAAUUAAUGAGGAUGUGGCACUAUGUCAAUCUUGGAUUCGUAUUUCUGAGGACCCAAUUGUGGGGAAUGGUCAAGCUCAUGAUGCUUGCUGGUUAUCCAUUUGGAAAGAAUUCAAACAGGGUGUGCAUGGGACAGAACGUCCCCAACGGGCUUGUGAGAAUAGAUAG
Tripterygium wilfordii is the source of this 806-nucleotide messenger RNA. RefSeq lists its product as uncharacterized. The transcript is spliced from 2 exons. Bases 261 to 806 code for a protein of 181 amino acids. The record is from RefSeq and is a predicted model, not a curated record. Lineage: Eukaryota; Viridiplantae; Streptophyta; Magnoliopsida; Celastrales; Celastraceae.